ACACACGUGUGAUAAAUGCAGAUAGAUGGGCUUGAAACCUUGACUCACCUAACAGCCUCUUCUCUGUCCGUUUCAGUUAUAUUCGAUCCAGCUUCAUUCUACGGACACUCAGAAUUUGAAUUCUCCAUCUCAAAGAUGUUUGGCGGAUUCCCAAGGUCCUUCUUUGACAGUUAUCAUGAAAUAAUUCCCAGGUCUUCCAAAUUUAAGCUCCGUGAAAGGCUUUACCAAUUAUUUCACUAUAUCAAUCAUUGGAAUCAUUUUGGUGGCGGGUACCAAGACUCCAGUAUGUCAACCCUAAAGGGACUGAUAAAGAUCUUCCAGCAUAGAUUCUGCUCCAAAUAUAUUCGAAAGGUUCCGGAAUAAUACUUACUGGGUUAUUUUCACAUUCAGCAGGAACUCUCAACUCCUCACACGCGUCUCUUUUAAAAGAACAAUAUGAUGUUGUUGUUGUUGGUGGUGGUGUUGCUUAAUCCGAGCCAAGAACUGUGUUUACCAUAUUUCUGUUAAAAUGCGCUGCCUUUGUUGUAACUAAUUUUGAAAAUAAUAAAGAAUUUGGUAAAACAA
Molecule: messenger RNA, 564 nt
Organism: Octopus sinensis (East Asian common octopus)
Lineage: Eukaryota; Metazoa; Mollusca; Cephalopoda; Octopoda; Octopodidae
Product: ketosamine-3-kinase-like
Exons: 2
Coding region: 16-363 (115 amino acids)
Source: RefSeq, a predicted model, not a curated record